Molecule: messenger RNA, 954 nt
Organism: Fusarium mangiferae
Lineage: Eukaryota; Fungi; Ascomycota; Sordariomycetes; Hypocreales; Nectriaceae
Exons: 3
Coding region: 1-954 (317 amino acids)
Biological process (GO): L-valine catabolic process
Cellular component (GO): mitochondrion
Molecular function (GO): NAD binding; 3-hydroxyisobutyrate dehydrogenase activity; NADP binding
Source: RefSeq, a predicted model, not a curated record
AUGGCAGAUAUCACAUGGGGCUUCGUCGGACUGGGCAAUAUUGGCUAUCCUAUGGCCAUUAAUCUUCGAAAUAAGAUGCCAAAGCGAUACAAUUUAAUCAUCCACGAUGUCAAUUACGACGCCAUGAACCGAUUUGCUGAACAAGUGAACGGUAUGAGCAAUCGAAAUGCAGCAGACAUUCAAUACAGUUUGGACCUUGCCGACAACGCCAGACAAGUUGCAGAGAAAUCGACUGUCCUCAUAACUUGUUUACCCUCCCCAAGAAUCGUCCAGGACGUCUAUAAUUCUAUAUUGAAUCACGGCACGCUUCCCCAAUUGGCAGAAAAGCAACUUUUCAUCGACUGUUCCACGAUCGACCCAGCAUCCUCCCGGGAAAUUGGAGAUAUGCUUCACAAGGCAGGCUAUGGGCAUUUUGUGGACGCACCAAUGUCUGGCGGGGUCGUUGGAGCCCGCGCAGGCACGUUGUCUUUUAUGUUCGGCUCGGCCGAAAGUUUGGAGGAGCAAGUCAAAUCAGCCCUUCUACUAAUGGGAAAGAGUGCUCGCCGCAUGGGCAACCAGGGAACUGGCGUGUGCAGCAAACUAGCCAACAACUACAUCCUGAGCAUCAACAACAUCGCCUCGGCUGAGGCACUUAAUAUGGCUCGGCAGUGGGGACUUGAUCUUCGGUCGCUGAGCGAUCUCAUCAAGUCUUCAACGGGACGUUGUUGGCCGAUGGAUGUCAACAAUCCUGCUCCUGGCGUUGACGAAUCCGCUGCAGCCUCAAAUGGUUAUGCUCCUGGAGGUACAGUUAACAUCAUCAAGAAAGACCUUGAGCUGGCAAUGGCUGGGGCGAAAGCUUCUGGAGCGUUGCUACCGUUGGCGGAGAAGGCCCAUGAGGUUUAUUGCGCAGUUGAGGAGGCGUACAGCGGCAAGGAUCUCUCUGUCGUAUAUCAAUGGUUACAGAACCAGGCGUAA